Messenger RNA from Meleagris gallopavo (turkey), 7202 nucleotides. The record is from RefSeq and is a predicted model, not a curated record. NCBI's taxonomy places the organism in Eukaryota, Metazoa, Chordata, Aves, Galliformes, Phasianidae.
GGCUCAGGUGGAUUCCCAGACCCUGAAUACAGCAAGGCAAAGGUCCUCCAUAAAAAAGUCAGUUUUCUGUAGCUUAAAAACCUGCUGCUGUUUUCUAGGUGUAAAGCACCAAGACUCACAGAAUUCUUUCUUGGCAUUUUUGAAUGCGCCUACCUCUGCUCUGGAUCAAUUUGAAAUUGAUUCAGUUGAGAACUUCACGUUAUCCAAUACACCGUCACGGGAUGAAGAUAGCAAGUCUCACCUCCAUUCAAGAUCAAGAUCUCCUUCUACAGCUAGUGAAAUUGAACCAAUUGAGGUUACGGAUCAUCCUCCUCGAUCAAUUCACACACCAACCAUGCGGACAGCGUAUAUUGGAUCGGGACUCUCUGCACCAAAGCCUAAAGCGCACCAGUUUGUAGUGAAGUCAUUUAAUACCCCAACAAAAUGCAAUCAAUGCACAUCUCUGAUGGUUGGUUUGAUAAGACAGGGCUGCACUUGUGAAGUGUGUGGAUUCUCCUGCCACGUGACCUGUGCAGACAAGGCCCCUGCAGUAUGUCCAAUCCCUCCUGAACAGACUAAGGGCCCUUUGGGAAUAGAUCCUCAGAAAGGUAUAGGAACAGCUUACGAAGGACAUGUCCGAGUACCAAAACCAGCUGGUGUAAAGAAAGGUUGGCAGAGAGCGCUGGCAGUAAUCUGUGAUUUUAAACUCUUCCUGUAUGAUAUAGCAGAAGGAAAAGCAUCCCAGCCAAGUGUGGUAGUGAGUCAGGUCAUAGACAUGAGGGAUGAAGAAUUCUCAGUGAGUUCUGUCUUGGCUUCGGAUGUCAUCCAUGCAAAUCGAAAAGAUAUCCCCUGUAUCUUUAGAGUCACAGCUUCCCAACUCUCUGCAACCAGUAAUAAGUGUUCAAUCCUGAUUCUAACAGACGGUGAGAAUGAAAAAAGCAAGUGGGUAGGAGUGCUGAAUGAAUUGCAUAGGAUCUUGAAGAAGAACAAACUCAAAGACCGCUCAGUCUAUGUUCCCAAAGAAGCUUAUGACAGCACCUUACCCCUCAUCAAAACAACACAGUCAGCAGCAAUCAUAGAUCAUGAAAGAAUAGCACUGGGGAAUGAAGAAGGGUUAUUUGUUGUGCAUGUCACCAAAGACGAGAUAAUCCGUGUUGGUGAUAAUAAGAAGGUUCAUCAGAUUGAGCUUAUCCCAAGCGAACAGCUCAUUGCAGUAAUCUCAGGACGAAACCGUCACGUGCGACUUUUCCCUAUGACAGCCCUGGAUGGAAGGGAGACUGAGUUUUAUAAGCUGGCAGAAACAAAGGGCUGCCAGUCAAUAGUUUCUGGACAUGUGCGCCAUGGAGCCCUUACAUGCCUGUGUGUAGCUAUGAAAAGGCAGGUCCUCUGUUAUGAACUAAAUCAGAGUAAGACACGUCACAAAAAGAUCAAGGAGAUCCAAGUCCAGGGGAACGUCCAGUGGAUGUCGAUCUUCAGUGAGCGACUUUGUGUGGGCUACCAGUCAGGUUUCUUAAAACAUCCCCUUCAUGGAGAAGGCAGCCCAUACAGUCUGCUCCAUCCAGAUGACCACACACUAUCAUUUAUCUCACAGCAGCCAACUGAUGCCAUCUGUGCAGUCGAGAUCUCAAAUAAAGAAUACCUGCUGUGUUUUAGCAGCGUAGGGGUUUACGUUGACUGCCAGGGCCGAAGGUCGAGACAACAAGAAUUGAUGUGGCCUGCAACUCCAUCAUCUUGCUGUUACAAUGCACCAUACCUCUCUGUGUAUAGCGAAAAUGCAAUUGAUAUCUUUGACGUGAACUCCAUGGAGUGGAUUCAGACUAUUCCUCUCAAAAAGGUACGACCCUUGAAUACAGAAGGAUCACUCAACCUUUUAGGUUUGGAGACAGUUAGAUUAAUAUAUUUCAAAAACAAAAUGGCAGAGGGUGAUGAACUGGUGGUUCCUGAAACAUCAGAUAACAGCCGGAAGCAAAUGGUUCGAAACAUCAACAACAAGCGCCGCUAUUCAUUCAGGGUACCAGAAGAGGAGAGGAUGCAGCAGAGGAGGGAGAUGCUACGCGAUCCAGAAAUGAGAAAUAAAUUAAUUUCUAACCCAACUAAUUUUAACCACAUAGCACAUAUGGGUCCUGGAGAUGGUAUACAGAUUCUCAAAGACCUUCCAAUGCAACAGCAAGGGCAGCAGGCCCAAGUGACACCAUGUAAGGAAGGUGCUCAGAGGACUGGGGGUGACAAUAAUCUUCGGCCUCAGGAAAGUCGGACCGUAUUCAGUGGCUCUGUCAGUAUCCCAUCGAUCACGAAAUCCCGCACAGAACCAGGACGAUCGAUGAGCGCGAGCAGUGGGUUAGCAGCAAGAUCAUCUGCACAAAAUGGCAGUGCAUUGCGGAGGGAAUUCUCAGGAGGUAGCUAUGGAGCAAAGCGUCAGCCUAUGGCAUCGCCCUCAGAUGGUUCCUUAUCCUCUGGUGGCCUGGACCAGGGCAGUGAUGCACCAACAAGGGACUAUGAGCGAGAGGACUCCGACUCGCCGAGACACUCCACUGCAUCAAACAGCUCCAACCUCAGCAGUCCUCCCAGCCCUGUUUCUCCUCACAAGACCAAGAGCCUCUCCCUGGAGAGCUCUGACCACGUGAGUUGGGACUCAUGAACUGCUUCAGCAUUCAGAUUUGACACUACAGCAGCUUGCUGUCCCCUUCACUUGCUCCAGUUCACACCUUCACCAUCUUAACCCUCCUCAUUCCCCACCCGAAAGUCAACUGGGAGUCAGGUAGAGAGGAAGGUAGAAGCUGGUUGUCUGCAGCACUGCCUCACCCUCCCUUCCCCAGAUUUGACAGCAGCGAAUGAGCAAAGCUAGGGUGUUGGUAAAUAUCAGAUGCUGUAGAUUUGUAUUAGCAUUGGUUUCAUCUUUCGCGAUUACAGCUGCUUUCAUUUUCAAAGACAUAUAUUUAUCCUACCCCACAAUUCCCUCAAAAGUAACUUAAAUAGACCAGACCAGUAUCAGCAAGAGAAAAUUUAGAGGGAUUUGUUUUCGUACAAUAGCUCAUUGUACUGUACAGAAGCAGCACAGAGACUCCUUCCCCUGCACGGGGAAUGAUUGGUAUGUCAGAGGCACAUAAAAGCUUUCAGCCACCAUGUUUGAAUGUCUAUCUGAUUGUUGCCAGCAAAUCCUUAUUGAUUAAGAUGAUGCAUAUUUUACUACAGUACAGAGUUUAAAUAAAUACACAGAUGUUAGAGUAAAAUAUGUAUGUAUAUAUUAAAAAAGAAAAAAAAAGAAAAAAAAGAAAAAAAAAAAAGACAUUGUGUAUGCAGCAGAAGAUGGAUGCUUAUUUAAGAGAGCCUUUAAUUUAAGAUUUGUGUUGUCCCUGUUUUCAUACUCAGUGAUAUACAGACUUGGAGGCCUGGCCUAAAACCUUUCACAGGACAGAUAUUCCUUUUGCAAAUCAUUUGCUGCACUGCUGGGAGAAGCCCCUGCAGUACUUUCCCAACGUUUCUUUAUUUCUGGCAGUAGCAUCUGAGGCUGUAGUUCCUAAGUUCGUGUUAAUCCCCGUCCUUUGCAAAAAUGACAAUGAUUGGAAAGCGACCUCCCCGCCCCAACACCCAAGGGCACCCGUCAGCCAGCUGGCCAUGCUGGGUGCUGGUGUGUGGCUGUGCAGCUGAGAAACCUGCAGUGGAGGUCCUUACAGAAGCAAGGGAGCUCAGUGCCACAGGAUUCAGCAGGAAAACUGUUUCCCUGGGUCAGACUUUGACCGAGCUUCACUAGGAAGGGAGCAGUCUUCCACAUCUCUUUCACCAUCCCUUAACAGAAACCUGUUACUGUUGUUACCAAAUAAUAGUUUAUAAUACACAUCAGCCAAACCAGUGCUCUUACUCUGAAGCUAGCUACUGCUGGCUGUGCUGUCACUGUAGCAACGACAAACCUUGAAGACUGACCUCACACUGUUCACACUGUGGCCAUCACAGAUGCCUGGUCACCCACAACUGCCGUGCGGGUAAGGUUGGUUUUCCUCUCCCUCCCAACCCGUGCUGUGGGUCUGUGCAAUUUGCAGUUGUUUCUUUGUGCUCACCUGCUGUUUGGUUCCAGUCGCAGGCCAGGAAGACAGAAAGUAUUGCAGUGGGUGACAGAGGCCACUGAGGUUGCAAAAAUAAGUAAAAAGCUGAAGCUGGUCAUGCAGUCACCAGAAUAAAUUGAGAAACUGACGUACAAAGGGAUGGUAAGAGGAAGAUCUCUCUCUCUCUUUAGGUAGCAAAGCAGAUGUGUUUUUCAUUUAGGAGUGUUCAGAUGAGCCUCUUUUCUCAGUAGUAUUGUUGCUGGCAUUAUACUAUGACCAUACUCAAACAUGUAAGGGCUUUUUGUAUUUAGAAUACUGUUUUUUGUGGGUUUCAGAAACUUGCUAUGGCUCUAAAACCAUUCCAUAUUCUUGCAGUUAGCAGUAAUAUUGUGUUUCAACCGCAUAGAAAUGUUUGGAGUUUUCCAGUUUCUGUCUUCUGUAAUGGAAGUUAUAGGUAAGUUCAGACUGUGUACAGUAAUUUCCAGGUAUGAGCUAAGUGUGGAACAGGGGAUGAGACACAGAGAUCAUCGCCUGUAUCAUUUUAUCCUGCUGGGUCUCCUCAGUAAGAUUUCUUUUUCACCUUGAAUCACAGCUUGUCCAAGCUUGUCACUGUUACAUUAGGACAGGAAUUCAACAUUUUGUUUUAAUAACUGUUGUUUCAAAACCUGUCUCUCUCCAGUUUGGGUUUUUUGGAGUAGCAAAAUGGUAAUGGUGGUUUGUUUUCACUUCAAAGCUACUACUGUUGCAAGCCCGGCAUUUAAUACUAAAGGCCUUAGCCAGCAGCUUAGCACUUGCAAUCAAUUCCUCCUAGAACUGGUUUUCAUCCUUGUGAGGGACAGAGAGGCAGGGCAUUAUUGGCAUCACUAGAACUUCACAUCAGCUUCUUUUUACAGACUGCCUAUUGCUUCCAGUAUAGCCACUGAUUUUCCCCACAAUUCCCUCCUUUUGGUGAAGCAUGUCCACACACUUCUCAAAGCCUUUGCAGACUAGUUUUAUAUUUACUGUAUGUUGUAUUUAAACAUUAAUCUUAUUUUGAUAUCGAGAGAAGGCAUUUAAACAAUAGUCACGUAAGGUAGAGCCGCCUGUGCGACACGUCCCCUGAGAGAGGGUCACCGCAUCGUCUUUGUGGACGUUUUUGUAGCUGAGUUAAUGCUCUGUCUGAAAAUGGAACCCCCAGUGCCACGACACAGCAAACAAAACGACCCAAUGUGCCCGUUUGCUGUGUCCUGGUGCCUGCAAUCUAUUGCUUCUCCAACCCGCUACAAACAGGCAUUUUCAGGCAGAGCAGAGGGCAGCUGUGUGACACAACACUCCACAGGAGGAGAGCUCCACAGGACUGCACUGUUUGUGCACCACAGUUUCUAAGCCUGGGCAUUUUCCUUUAGGAUUACUGUAUUUAAUCAGUAGGUUGGUACUGUGCAUUUUGUUACGCAUCUGUUAAAAAGAGAAACAGCAACUGUUCUCUCAGUUGAAAAGCAAAUGACCACAUCGCUUCUUGGUAAAGAGAAAUGUCGUCCUGGGACUUGAAUAGUUCUUACUUAUUUGGGGACCAUUUGAUUAUACAUUCGAUUUUAAACCACGCUCAUCUUUUUUGUUGGCACAAACACUGAAAAGAAAAGCAUUCUGUAGCUGAGCUUUACGCGUUGGGCUGGGGCAAGCAGCUCGGUCAUUUGAACUGUAGGACUUUUGCCUGGUAUCUCAAUGACAGUUGUCUCUUAAGGUUUGAUGUCUGCUGCUUUGCACUGUAGCAUUGUUUCACCUCCACAGUUUGAGGGCUGCAACUUGUCUGGGGAGCUUGAAACCUCCCCUUCAGUCUGUGACUGUAGCAUAUGUUCUGUGUACACAGUUAUGUGUCUAGCUGAUUUUUUCCUUUUGGCUGAGACUGAAGGUAUCUCGCAUUUAUGACACAAACAUAUGGGCUGUUGGUUUUGCUUUUUAUUGUUAAUUUUGCAGGCAACAAAGGAUGUGAAGAUUCAGGCAGCUACUAAGGACUCCAGAUUAGAGAAUGCAAAGGUUUGGUCAGUAGGUUUCCCCUGUGCGUGCACGGACACAGACAUGUGCUUUCCUUCCACAUUUCCUACACCCAAAAGCAGGGUUGGAAUAUACUCUGCUCCAUUUUAUCUGACCUGUAGAAAACAGCGCUGACUCCAGAAACCCAUCCACGUAGCUGUGGAAGUGGCUGCUUUUCCUCUCUGUUAGCUGCUGCAGCUUGUUAGGAAUGCACGUUUUGCUCAUCUUAGCGAGUUUCAUAACUUGCUGUGCCUGAUUUGGUUCUGAUAAACUGAACAGCCAACUGUGUUAGUCUCAGGUAUGCAGCAGAGGGAAGUAAAGGGUCUUGUCGUAACAAAGAGGUCCCCAGAGCAUCGUGUUCUUUCUCAUUCCGUUUUAUGCACUUCGUUUAGUUUUAUACAAAUACAUUAAAGGUCAAACUAUCACAGUGCAACUACCCCUACCUCCUUAGCCUGGGAAUCGAAGUGGCACAUGUAGCUUCUGCUGUGGGUUUUGGGGUUUUUUCUUUUUACAUAGGAGCCGGUUGCUCAAAGGAAAUGGGAUGGUUUUCUGCACUAGCACCAAAGCACGCAGAAGGGCGCAGGUGUGUUCAGGCUGUGUUUGGCAGGUGCCCUCAGAAGCAGGCCUAUGGACUUUCCGUGCUAAAUUCCAACUCCGCUUUGUCUUUCUUUCCAGCCGCAGCUUUGUAUAACCUGUUUUCACUUUGUGUUUAAGAAAGUCUCAUCCACAGGGAAGAAAUCCACAAACAAACCAGUGUUGGUAAUUCAGAGCAAUUAUACCUGCCUUUUUAUGUAUGACAGUUUCAUAUCAUUUAUUUUUAAAAUAUGGGAUUUUUUAGGUUUUUCAUUGUAAUAUUAUUGUACAGUUUUGCAUGGCAUAGAUGUAAUCACUUUUUUGUUUUAGAUUAUAAAAGCUGACAAGUGUGCGUGUGGGGGAAAGAUUCUGCUUUUUGCCUCUUCUCACUAUUUUGUUUAAUGCCCUCAGUGUUGUAGGGGACAUUGUUAAGAGAUUCUCUGCUACAGAACAAUGAUGUAGAUUCUUUUGCACAGAAAUAUUUAAGGUGGAAAAGUCAACAAUGUAAAAAUGACUCACCACCAAUAUUUUAUGUUGGUAACACUUAAUAUUAACCUACUUUGAUGUACUGCAAUAAAACAGGGAACUGUUAGAAAUGUA